This is a messenger RNA of Triticum aestivum (bread wheat), 477 nucleotides long. RefSeq lists its product as uncharacterized. The transcript has a single exon. The record is from RefSeq and is a predicted model, not a curated record. NCBI's taxonomy places the organism in Eukaryota, Viridiplantae, Streptophyta, Magnoliopsida, Poales, Poaceae. The annotation marks the transcript as partial.
CAGUCCAGACAGAAGAGCUAUGCCGAUUCAAAGCGCAAAGCGAUUGAGUAUGAAGUUGGAGACAGAGUAUAUCUCAGAGUAUCCCCGCUUCGAGGAGUUAAGCGUUUUGGAGUUAAAGGAAAGUUAGCACCCCGUUUCGUUGGACCGUAUAAGAUUUUGCAACGUAUGGGAGAAGUUGCUUAUAAGUUGGAAUUGCCAGAAGGACUGUCAGGAGUUCAUGAUGUAUUCCAUGUUUCUCAGUUGAAGAAAUGCCACCCAGAGAUAGCAGAGGUACCGUUAAGAGACACAGUGCCACUGGAAGCAAUUCAGUUGAAGGAUGACUUGACAUAUGAGGAAAAACCUGUUAAGAUUCUCGAUUAUGCCAGCAGAGUUACCCGCAGCAAAGUUAUCAAGUUUUGUAAAGUUCAGUGGAGCCACCACACUGAGGAUGAAGCCACCUGGGAAAGAGAGGAAGUUUUGCUCAAGGACCACCCUCAC